AAGGCGGGGCACGGCCGGGGCUCCCGCACCUGGCCUCCGCCCCACCUCAGGCCCCCUUCUGCGGUGCUGGACGAAGGAACCCUGGCCCCGGCUUCCUGCAGGCUGGGAUCAGGGCCCCCCGGGGUUCCCACUGUCUCGGAGUGGGCAGAGCGCCGGGGGCGUGGCCUGGCGCCGGGGGCGGGGCCUGGAGGCCGGGGGCGGGGCCUGAAGGCCGGGGUGGGGCCUGCGCUCACUUCCGCCCGGCGCACAGAUCGGAUGGAGGCGGCGCGGAGGCCGCGCUUGGGGCUGAGCCGUCGGAGGCCGCCCCCGGCGGGCGGGCCUUCUGGUGACCGCCCCUGGUUUCUCCUGGGGGGUGAUGAACGGGAGCGUCUCUGGGUCGAGCUGCUGCGCACCGUGAGCCCAGAGCUGAGCCUGGAUCAGGAGCUGCCUCCGCUGCCCGCCUUCCCUGGACAGGAGCGCAGCUGCAGCCCGGGACCCACUGAAAUCUUCACUGUGGGACCCAAGACCUUCUCCUGGACGCCCUUUCCGCCGAACCUGUGGGGCCCCGGCCGCUCCUACCGGCUGUUUUGCAGGGCAGGAGGGCACCUGGAGUCCCCCGACAGGUCCGCUUCCCAGCACCCGGCACCUGAUCCUUGCCGGGCACCCAGCGUGGAGCCGCCGCCGUCUGCUGGGGGGGCCGCGACCCUGCGCAGCUGCCCUAUGUGCCAGAAGGAGUUCGCCCCCAGGCUGACCCAGCUGGAUGUUGACAGCCACCUGGCCCAGUGCUUGGCCGAAAGCACAGAAGAUGUGAUGUGGUGAGCGCCUUCCAGGGAGCCAAGUGCUGUGUGCGAUGGCCGGACACGCCCUCUCCCGCCAGAAGCCCCUCCUCCCAGCUCUCCAGCUUGGCAUUAAAGAAGGCCGUGCACCUGCCUGUUGUGAUGAAA
Saimiri boliviensis boliviensis (Bolivian squirrel monkey) is the source of this 923-nucleotide messenger RNA. It is a transcript of the gene FAAP20, whose product is annotated as FA core complex associated protein 20. Gene Ontology annotation, cellular component: Fanconi anaemia nuclear complex. Lineage: Eukaryota; Metazoa; Chordata; Mammalia; Primates; Cebidae. Gene Ontology annotation, biological process: DNA damage response. Gene Ontology annotation, molecular function: ubiquitin binding; K63-linked polyubiquitin modification-dependent protein binding. The record is from RefSeq and is a predicted model, not a curated record.